GCUUUUAAGAAUUAAACGAAAACAAUACAGAGGUAAGAUUAAAAGAUAUUAAUUGGCGUCGAAGCAACAAACACGAAGUCAACGAAGAGGACACACAGUGAUUUCUUAACAAAUCGUUAAACUAAAAUAGAACUUUUCAACGCAAGUACACAUCAAAACGUUAUCAGUGUCCGUUUCGUGUUUGCACAUCGUGUAAGGUGUAGGUAAAAUUUACCCUUUGGUGAAUUUUUUCCGUAAACGCGAGAAAUUAAAUAAUGAUACCGGAAAACUCACGCGAAACUAUUAUUUCGGUCGAAUUCGAAGUGUUUGGAAAAGUGCAAGGUGUUUACUUCACGAAAUACUGUCGUGACAGAUGCGUUGAACUCAGCGUUGUUGGAUGGAUUAAAAAUAGUAAAAAAGGAACCAUUGUUGGUAAAAUGCAAGGAACCAAAAGUGGCGUCGAUAAAAUGAUCACCUGGCUGGCGAAAGAAGGAAGCCCAGGAUGUCGAAUCGAAAAAUGUGAACUGUCCAAUUUCGAGUACUUGGUGAAAAAAGAAUUCAAGGAUUUCAGUAUAAGAUUUUAACAUAAUUAUGCUCAUUAUUCGAACUCGUCUGUAUCUGUAUUCUGUAAAUAAUUCUUUGUAAAUGAGUAAUUUUAAGGGUACCUAAUUUAAAAACGAAUGUUAAUUUUAUAAAUUUCUAUCCAAUGUUGUUGUGAUAAAAAUAAACUAUACAGGAUUA
Planococcus citri (citrus mealybug) is the source of this 720-nucleotide messenger RNA. Its product is annotated as acylphosphatase-2. NCBI's taxonomy places the organism in Eukaryota, Metazoa, Arthropoda, Insecta, Hemiptera, Pseudococcidae. The record is from RefSeq and is a predicted model, not a curated record. The transcript is spliced from 3 exons. Gene Ontology annotation, molecular function: acylphosphatase activity. Bases 255 to 563 code for a protein of 102 amino acids.